UACUCUGUCAUUCCCUACCAUCUCUAUAUUCUCUGCAAAUCAUAUCUUCAAGUAUCAAAUCUCAUAUAUUUAUUCGGCCAUGCUUCCAGCUGAGGUCGCCGGAAUCCACUAUCUAGUUCCCGAACCUCCAUCCCCAUUUCCUACUAACUUGGGUAUGAUGCAAAACAACAUACCAUUACUCCACUACAAUGGAUUCUUAACCAACUAUCCGAAUUCUCAAGCCUCUCCUGUCAACGAGUUCACUCCGCAGUCGUGCAUCAGCAGUAACUCGACUUCUGAUGAAGCAGAGGAGCACCAACUAAGCGUCCUUCAUGAAAGGAAGCAGAGGAGAAUGAUUUCGAACCGAGAAUCUGCUCGUAGGUCGCGGAUGCGGAAACAGAAGCACCUGGACGAGCUCUGGUCGCAGGUGGUCAGGUUGCGAACAGAGAAUCACGACCUCAUAGACAAGCUGCACCACGUGUCUGAGCGCCAUGACAGGGUUCUUCAAGAGAAUGCACGGCUCAAGGAAGAAGCUUCUGACCUUCGCCAAUUGCUCGCUGACUUCCAAAUUGGUAGUCCGUACUAUGCCUUAAGAGAUCUGGAGGAGGUUACCUGCAACACAGCUCAUCUCAGGGCUGAAUCUUCGAACCACUCCAUCAAUACUUCCACAAAUCUGCUCCAUUGAGAGAGGGGCUGUCCUUCACAGUUAGGUUCUUCACCCCUUCCGUUCAGUACGGAUGUUAAAUGAAAAUUCAUAUUUUCCUUCACUGAAUCUGUAUGUGAUCACAGUUUGGAUGUAAAACGAUAAUUUAUAAUUUCCUUCACUGAAGUUGUAUGCGAUCAAAAACAGACUAUCGAAUAACAUCUUUUAGCAA
Cornus florida is the source of this 854-nucleotide messenger RNA. Its product is annotated as basic leucine zipper 43-like. Bases 80 to 664 code for a protein of 194 amino acids. The record is from RefSeq and is a predicted model, not a curated record. The transcript has a single exon. Lineage: Eukaryota; Viridiplantae; Streptophyta; Magnoliopsida; Cornales; Cornaceae. Gene Ontology annotation, molecular function: DNA-binding transcription factor activity. Gene Ontology annotation, biological process: regulation of DNA-templated transcription.